Molecule: messenger RNA, 1947 nt
Organism: Microthlaspi erraticum
Lineage: Eukaryota; Viridiplantae; Streptophyta; Magnoliopsida; Brassicales; Brassicaceae
Source: the annotation of a GenBank genome assembly
AUGAAUUCUACUUCUCUCCUCCUCUUUUCCAUCGUAUCUCUCUUCCUCGUGGCUGCUAAUGGCUUCUGGGAGACGGAAUCUCUCUUGAAAUUCAAGAAAUCUCUUGUUAUUGGGAGAGCAGGCGCUUUGGAGAGCUGGGACAGAAAGAAUCCUACAUGCACAUGGACUGGUGUCUUAUGUCAUCAAGGCAAAAUUUGGGGGCUACGACUAGAGAAUAUUGAGCUCUCUGGCUCUCUAAACAUCGAAGCGUUGACGAGUUUGAGGUCUCUAAGGUCUCUAAGCUUCAUGAAUAACAAACUUAACGGUCCGUUUCCGGAGUUCAAGAAACUUGGUGCCCUAAAAUCCAUUUACUUGUCAAACAAUCAAUACGAUGUAGAGAUACCAAGGGAUGCAUUUGAUGGGAUGGGGUGGUUGAAGAAGCUCCAUCUCGAAAACAACAAGUUUGUUGGUGAAAUUCCCUCGUCCAUUGCCAAAUAUCCCAAGGUUUUAGAAGUUAGACUUGAUGGGAACAGGUUCACUGGUCAAAUACCUGAAUUCACACAUGAGCUACACAUGUUAAAUCUUUCAAACAAUGGAUUAUCAGGUCCAAUCCCAAAGGUUCUCAGUAAAAUGGAUCGAAAAAUGUUUGAAGGCAACAAAGAGUUAUGUGGAGAACCUUUGGACAUGGAAUGUACUUCUCCUUACAACGUUUCUUCAGAGCCUAAGAAAAGAUCCAAGAAGAAAACAUCAAAGUUUUUGUACAUUGCAGCUGCGGUGGUAGCAGCUUUACUUGCCAUACUCAUAAUUAUUGGAGUAAUCAUUGCGAUUUGUCGGAGGCGAAGGAACAAGCAGCCCCCAUUGUCAGCAGAUGGUGAACCAUCAAGUCUACAGAAGAGAGCUGGAAUCCAAGAUAGUGACAAGGGACAAAGUAGCUGCCAUUCACAAAACCGUACCGCAAAGAGGAUGAUUCAUACCACAAAGUUGACAUUCUUGAGAGAUGACAAGGAAAAAUUUGAGCUGCAAGAUUUACUGAAAGCAUCUGCGGAGAUUCUAGGAAGUGGGUGUUUCGGAGGAUCGUACAAGACAGUGCUUUCGAACGGAUCGAACAUGGUAGUGAAGAGGUUUAAACAUAUGAAUAAUGCAGGAAGCGAUGAGUUCCAAGAUCACAUGAAGAGAUUAGGGAGGUUAAAGAAUGAUAAUUUGCUCCCAAUUGUGGCUUACUACUAUAAAAAGGAGGAGAAACUUUUUGUUUUUGACUUUGUUCAGAAAGGAAGCUUGGCUGGUCAUCUGCAUGGUCAUAAAUCUUUAGGGCAACCAAGCUUGGACUGGCCAACAAGAUUGAAUAUUGUGAAGGGUGUAGGAAGGGGACUUUUAUACCUACACAAAAACCUGCCUAGCCUAAUGGCGCCACAUGGUCAUCUAAAAUCAUCCAAUGUUCUUCUGAGUGAGAAUUUUGAGCCUCUUCUUACAGACUAUGGCUUGAUCCCAAUGAUCAACGAAGAAAGCGCACAAGAGCUUAUGGUGGCUUACAAAUCUCCAGAGUUCUUGACACAAAGCCGUGUGACCAAGAAAACUGAUGUGUGGGGUCUCGGUGUACUCAUCUUGGAGAUUCUAACAGGAAAGUUCCCUGAUAGUUUCCCACAAGCCAAUCAAGAAAAGGAGGAAACCAUGGUGAGCUGGGUAAAGUCGAUUUUCAAAGGAGAAUGGACACAAGAAUUGUUUGAUCAAGAAAUGGGGAAAACCAACAAUUGUGAGGAAGAGAUUCUGAAACUCUUGAGGAUUGGACUGAGUUGUUGCGAAGAAGAAGUGGAGAAAAGGUUAGAUAUAAGAGAGGCUGUUGCGAAGAUAGAAGAUUUGAUGAAGGAGAGAGAACAAGGAGACGAUGACUUUUACUCAACAUAUGCUGCGAGUGAAGCUGAUGGGAGGUCAUCAAGGGGAGUGUCAAGUGAGGGAAUUAACUUAGCAUGA